Molecule: messenger RNA, 672 nt
Organism: Emys orbicularis (European pond turtle)
Lineage: Eukaryota; Metazoa; Chordata; Testudines; Emydidae
Gene: NOG
Product: noggin
Exons: 1
Coding region: 1-672 (223 amino acids)
Biological process (GO): negative regulation of BMP signaling pathway; negative regulation of cell differentiation; osteoblast differentiation
Source: RefSeq, a predicted model, not a curated record
AUGGAUCAUUCCCAGUGCCUUGUGACUAUUUACGCCUUGGCGGUUCUGCUGGGUCUCCGGAUAGAGCAAGGCGCUAGCCAGCAUUAUCUCCACAUCCGCCCGGCGCCCAGCGACAACUUGCCCUUGGUGGAUCUAAUCGAGCACCCGGACCCUAUCUUUGACCCCAAGGAGAAGGAUCUUAACGAGACCUUGCUGCGGAGCCUCAUGGGCGGACACUUCGACCCUAACUUUAUGGCUGUCUCCUUGCCCGAGGACCGGCUAGGGGUGGACGAUCUGGGCGAGCUGGACUUGCUGCUCAGGCAGAGACCCUCGGGAGCGAUGCCCAGCGACAUCAAAGGGCUGGAGUUUUACGAGGGGCUGCAGCCGGGCAAAAAACACCGGCUGAGCAAAAAACUGCGCAGGAAGCUGCAGAUGUGGCUCUGGUCCCAGACCUUUUGCCCAGUCCUCUACACGUGGACCGAUCUUGGCAGCCGCUUUUGGCCCCGCUAUGUCAAAGUGGGCAGCUGCUACAGUAAAAGGUCUUGUUCGGUCCCAGAAGGCAUGGUUUGCAAGCCUGCCAAGUCGGUGCAUUUAACGAUCUUGAGGUGGAGAUGCCAGCGCCGGGGGGGGCAGAGGUGCACAUGGAUACCCAUUCAGUACCCCAUCAUUUCGGAGUGCAAAUGCUCCUGCUAG